Neltuma alba is the source of this 864-nucleotide messenger RNA. Its product is annotated as alpha carbonic anhydrase 7-like. The transcript has 6 exons. The record is from RefSeq and is a predicted model, not a curated record. Gene Ontology annotation, biological process: one-carbon metabolic process. Gene Ontology annotation, molecular function: zinc ion binding; carbonate dehydratase activity. The coding region runs from base 1 to 864 and encodes 287 amino acids. NCBI's taxonomy places the organism in Eukaryota, Viridiplantae, Streptophyta, Magnoliopsida, Fabales, Fabaceae.
AUGGACGACCUGACCGCCCAUUUCUUCCUGGCACUUCUUCUCCUCUCUUUCUCUGCUGCAACCUCUCCUGGUAAUUUCAUGCUGCGCUCGUAUAUGAUUUACAGCACCUAUAUGUGUGUUCUCCAGCUUUAUUCGAUCGUGUUGGUGCGAUGCACAGGGGAUGAUUUUGACUACGGUCCGAAUAGUAAGAAUGGGCCGGCUCAUUGGGGAGACAUUCGUCCCGAGUGGUAUAAGUGCAAAAAUGGAAGCAGCCAAUCUCCCAUUCGUCUCAGCAAUCGUGAGGUUCACUUUACAUCCCGUCUAGGCCCUCUUCACAUCAACUAUCGCCCCUCCAAUGCAUCUCUUUUUAAUACCGGCCAUGAUAUUAGGUUGGGGUGGACUUCAGGCGCAGGCUAUCUUCUCAUCAAUGGAGCCAAAUACGCUCUCCAACAGUGUCACUGGCACUCUCCUUCCGAACACACCAUUGAUGGCAAAAGGUUUGAUUUGGAGAUACAUAUGGUGCACAAAAGUGAAGCAGGGCAGAUUGCUGUGAUUGGCGUAUUUUACGAAAUCGGCUGGUUACCCGAUCGUUUCUUGCAAACGGUAACGGAUGAUUUGGUACACAUUUCUCAAGACAGAGAGGCAAAAUUAUCGUUGGGUGUGAUUGAUCCAGAGCUUGUCAUCAACAUAAACAGGAGACGGUAUUACAGAUAUAUGGGUUCUUUAACUACUCCUCCUUGUGAUGAGAAUGUGGUGUGGACCAUUGUUGGAGAGGUUAAACCCGUUUCAAAGGAGCAAGUUGGACUGCUUCGACUUGCCGUUCAAAACGUGAACAAUUUGGCGUGGUCAUUUGUUAUCGGUUCUCAUGACCAAAUGAAGCUGUGA